Messenger RNA from Juglans regia (Persian walnut), 1394 nucleotides. Its product is annotated as ankyrin repeat and protein kinase domain-containing protein 1-like. The transcript is spliced from 4 exons. Gene Ontology annotation, molecular function: protein binding. NCBI's taxonomy places the organism in Eukaryota, Viridiplantae, Streptophyta, Magnoliopsida, Fagales, Juglandaceae. The record is from RefSeq and is a predicted model, not a curated record. The coding region runs from base 480 to 1061 and encodes 193 amino acids.
UUUUCCCCAGUACUAUUUCGAAGACGACAAACCCAAGACCCUCCUCUUCUUUUCUUUCUCAUUAUUGUAGAGUUUGCUGAUUAAAUUGUGCUUCAUUGGGAUUCAGGUCAUGAGGUCGAUCGAGAAGUAAGCUUAUUUCAGGGAAAUUAAAGGAGCUGGUUCCGGUCAUUACUUGCUAACCUGGAAUUAGUAAGCAUACAGAGGCGCCAUCAUUGCAAUGGAUCCUAAAAUCUAUGAAGCGGCGGCGAAAGGCAACCUGGAGGUCUUGGAACGUGAAAGUCGCGAUCCACUUGAUGGGUUUUUAACAGUUAAUCAAAAUACAAUCCUACAUAUUUGCAUUUCAAGUAUCCUCGUUGAAGAAGAGUUUCCCGCCGCUGGAGGAACCAACUCAGCCACAGCGGCAAGCUUUGUGAAAGAUGUACUGGACAAGUGCCCGUCACUUUUAUUGAAAGCCAACGCGGAUAACGAUACUCCGUUACAUGUGGCGGCAAGAUCUCGAAAGUGGAGUACUCGUUGAAGCUACUACGGAGAUGAUUGGAAAGCUGAACAAAGAGAGAGACACGGCCUUACAUGAAACUGUACGUCACAAUCACAUUGAAGUGGUACAACAGUUACUAAUGGAGGUAGAUCCAGAAUUUUCGUUUGGUGCUAAUGUUGCUGGUGAGACCCCACUUUACUUGGCUGCCGAGAGACAUUUUCCAGAUUUGGUGUCAGAAAUUUUAAACAAAUUCAAGUAUCCAGCUUGUGAUGGCCCCUUGGGUAGAACGGCUUUGCAUGCUGCAGCAUUUUGGGGUGAUGAAGGAAUGACCAAAAACAUUUCGGAAAGAUACGGACGCGCUCUAUGUAAACAGGCAGACCAAAAUGGUUGGACUCCGCUUCACAUGGCUGCAUUAUACAUGAACAAUAUUAAGCCAACAAAACUAAUGCUGGAAUUUGAUAGAGAGGUAGCAUAUAUGAAAGACGCAGAGGGUAGGACAGCUCUUCACAUUGCAGCUCAUUGCAACCACUCUUCCGUAACAGGAGAUUAUAUCAAAGUGUCCGGAUUGUUGCGAAGUGGUUGACAAUGAAGGCCGUAAUGCACUCCAUCUCGCCGUGAUGACCAACUGGCGGCCACAUGUUUCGCUAAUGAUCCAAGAUAAUUCGUCUCUCCGGAAUCUUUUGAAUCAGAAGGACAACGACGGGAAUACACCUCUCUAUUACUACUGCAAUUCUUUUCGGUACCACGAGCGUGUCCUGAAUUCUCCAAGAGUUGAGAAAAUGGUCUUCAACAAAGAGAACCAGUAUGCUUGUCAAGUCUUACGUCAAAGCUAUCAAACUGUUCAUGAUCAAUUUAAGGUAACGUAGUCUUUUAUCUGUUCAUGAAAUUUUCUUGGAAAAAACUAUUAAUUUUUUAA